Molecule: messenger RNA, 954 nt
Organism: Nilaparvata lugens (brown planthopper)
Lineage: Eukaryota; Metazoa; Arthropoda; Insecta; Hemiptera; Delphacidae
Source: the annotation of a RefSeq genome assembly
AUUAAAUUAAAUAUAUCUAAAAUAAUUUUUAUUAGAAUAAUUUUUGUAUCCUCCUUUAUUUCUCUUAGAAUGAAUAACUGAUUUUCAAUAUGAAUUAUUAUAGAAAUUUCGCUUUUUAUAUUUAUCCCCCUAAUAUCAAAAAAUAAAAUUAGCGAUCAAUCAAUAAAAUAUUUUAUUAUCCAAAGAAUUUCAUCUUAUCUAUUUAUUUUUUCCAUUAUUAUUAAUAGAAUAAAUGAAAUGUAUAUUAACAACCCCCUAACAUUAUUAAGUCUGAUACUAAAAAUUGGAAUACCCCCGUUCCAUAUUUGAAAACCAGAAAUUAUGAGUAAAUUACCCUGAAUAGAAUGUCUAUUAUUAACAACAUUAAUUAAAAUUCCCCCAAUAAUUUUAAUUAAUAAAUUAAUUAGAUUUAAGAUAUUAAUAAUCCCCCUAUUAAUUACUCUUAUUAUCGGAAGAUUAAGAGGAUUAAAUCAAUUAAAUUUAAAAAAAAUAAUAGCAUUUUCUUCAAUUUUCAAUUUACCUUGAAUGUCCUCAGCUUUUUUGAUUAGAGAAAAAAUUAUAUUAACCUUCUUAAUUUUCUACAUUAUAUUAAAUUUCAAGUUAAUAAGCCUAUUUAAAUUAAAUAAUUUAAAUUAUUUAAAUCAAUUGAAUUUUUUACCUUUAAAAACCAAAAUAACUAUAAAUCUAAAUAUAUUAUCCCUAAGAGGGCUCCCCCCCCUUUUAGGAUUCUUCCCAAAAUGAAUAAUUUUAAAUGAAUUAACUAAAACCCUUAUAAUUCUCCCCAGAAUUAUAAUUUUAACCUCCAUAAUCUCAAUAUUUAUGUAUAUUCAAAUCAAUUAUUUCUCUAUAAACAAUUUUUCCUUUAAAAAGAAAAAUUUUAAGAAUAAUACAGCUAAAUCUUUUUCCAUUCUAAAUUUAAUAGCAUUUCCUAUAAUACUAAUUUUUUGAAUAUAA